Molecule: messenger RNA, 4013 nt
Organism: Xyrauchen texanus (razorback sucker)
Lineage: Eukaryota; Metazoa; Chordata; Actinopteri; Cypriniformes; Catostomidae
Product: magnetosome-associated protein MamJ-like
Exons: 14
Coding region: 197-1507 (436 amino acids)
Source: RefSeq, a predicted model, not a curated record
UGCUGAGGUGCGUAGAUCCGCUUCUAACCCCUUCCCCUUAGGCAGACACGAAGAGGGGGAAAAUCAAAGGGGCUUUAAAUAGAACCAUAUUGUCAAUCUGACUGCUGUUAUCUGACUGAAAGAGCAGCGACAGAACUGCUCUCUGUACACUAUUAUUCUUUAAUUUUACACACACAUCACAGUAAACACAGUAAUCAUGCCCAGCAAGAGGAAGAAGAACAAGCGCCGCAUGAGGAGAGUGGCCCAAAGAAGGGUCUUGGAGGAGCAGUAUUCCUCCUCUGGAAAGGGAACACCAGGAGUGCGAGGAGUCUCUGCUCCAGUUCCCACACAGAUUCCAGUUCCUAAAACCUCAGAGUGCCCAAUCUUGGUUCCAAUUAAAACUCCACUGGCAAUGGUUGCUCCAGUUGAUGUUCCAGAUGAAAUUCCCUCUGCAGAGCAAGUUGUGUUAGAGGUCCUAGUCACAGAUGCCAUCAAAGACAAGGGAAUGAUGGCAGCAGAAGAUCUGACAGAAGCUCUAGUGGAACCCCCUAUAGAAGAGCCAGCUGUGCUUGAGGAACCUGAAAGUGUCACAAUUCCAUUAGCAGAGGUCACAGCAACUAUAGAUGAGCCAGUGUCCAUCCCUGCAGAAUCUGAGGUCACAGCAACUAUAGAUGAGCCAGUGUCCAUCCCUGCAGAAUCUGAGAUCCAGGUCGAGGACAGGUCACCUGUUGUCACAGAGAUUCAUGUUGUGGCUAAACUUGUUCAGACGGUUGACACUGUACGUGGAGAUGAAGCUGCUGCUGGGCUUCAUGCAGAAGAUUUGGUGGUGAAGGUUCCAGUGCCAGAGGAGACAGCGGUUACAUCUGAAACUCUAGCUGAUAUUGAAACUGUGACAGAAACACUGACAACUGAAGCUGAGCCUGUUGCUGAGGCCGCAGUGGAAACCUCUGAGCCUGCUGUCCAGAUAGUUGGAGGGCCUGUCGUUGAAGCCGAAGCCAUAACUGUUGAAGCUGAGCCUCUAGAAGUCCACAUGGAAGUCACAGAAAUUAUAGAGAGUGUUCAUGGAGCACCUGAACCAGAAGAAGAUCCAGUGGAUGUACAUGCAGAUCCUGAGCCAGAAAAGGUUUCAGUGGAAACUGUAGAACUUACUGAAGCUUUAGUGAAACCAGAGCCUGACCAGCAGUCAGUCCCAUUGGAGGAACGCACGCCUUUGGAUGAGUCCACUAGUGAUCCUGUUGCUGAAGAUUAUGUUGGGACCGAGUCAGCUAUACCUGUAGGUGUUGAAGCAGCCAUAACAGAGGAGCAGAUUCCUGAAAUACCAGCAGAUGCCCCUGAGGUUCUUUCAGAGACAAUGGCAGAAACAAUUCCUGCUACUGUGCCAUUGCCAAAGGAGAUUAUCCAUGCUCAAGAUGAAUUUAUGGCACAAGUAGAAACUGAAGUCAAAAAGGACUUGGCAGUGGGUGGAGGCCUAACUGUAGAUGCCAUCAAUGGAUGUCUGGCAACUACUGAAGUUGCAAUUGAAGGUUAAAGUGCCUGUGGUAUAAGACAUAAAGGGACAGCUGAAACAUCAUGAAACAACAAUGUUAUAAAGUGCCUCUCUGUGCUGGUUCUUACCUAAAAAUGAAGAGGAUGUGUGGCUGCUCUUCACUGUUUAUUUGAGAGCUUCAAACUAAUUCUCAACUUCCAUAUGCAUGUACAUUAGAUUUGCAGGUGUUAUAUAUUAUUUACAGUACUUAGUACAGUUAAAUAGAUGAGUGUUGCAAAUUUCUAUGUUUGUACUUGAACCAUUUUUAAUGGGGAAUAAAUACUGUUGUUGUGGUAACACUUUACAAUAAAGCUGUAUUCGUUAACAUUAUUUAAUGCAGUAGUUAACUUGAACUAACAAUGAAAAGUACUUUUAUACCAUUUGUUUAAUUUGAUUAAUCAUAAUUACUACCUAGAGUAAUACCUUUUAUUUACAUUAUAAGUAAAUGUUAACAUUGAUGCAUUAUUAAACAAUAAUCAAUAUUAUUUUGAUAAAUUACUAUUAUUCAAUAUUAAUUCAUACUGUAAAUAUUAAUUAGUUCAUGAUAAUAAAAAUGCAUUAAAUAAUUUUAUCAAACAGAGCCAUAUUGUAAAGUGUUCCUGUUGUAUUUUUCAUCUGGCAAAAUUAUUUGGGGUGGAUUGCUUCCUCAAUAGAGCACAAUUUAAUACUGUACAUAUGCCACCUCUUCUCUGUCCCCCUCAACAGUUAACAUGAUUUGGUGCCUUUUACCCCUUAUUAUAAAUAAAGGGAGUAUGAGAAUUAUAAUAUCUACAAAUUUCAGUGCUUACGCUUGUCUGCAUGCAUUAGAUGUAAAUAGAAUGUUGCUAGUGCAGCUGCAACUGUUGUAUGGUACAUGCUCUAGAAGUUUAAAGAAAGGUUUCAAACACAAUUGCAGUAUUUUAGUGAAAACUUCAUUCAAGCUACCUAAUGUUGAAAUGAAAUAAAGACUCAUAGAAACACUAGAUAAAUAAUGAAGGCACUCUGAGCAUGAGUUUAAAAAAAAAAAAAAGUAACUAACAAGACAAUUAGAAAAUUCAGGGCAAAUGACAACUGAAAAAAAUCAAGGUGCAAGCAGAAAUGACGUUUUAAAGAGCUUGCGCCCCCAGUGGUCACUGGUAGAACACUGUUGUCUGCAGUGAUGUCAUGAAAGGGUUGGGGCGAGCAUAAAUUCAUUCAGAUUCAAUGUGUUAUUCACUUACAGUAUACCGAUGUUGUAAGACUCUCCUUUAAUAUGAUAUCAGGGGUGAAAGGUAGGAUAAGAUUGUUCACCCACAGAUGAAAAUUCUCUCAUCAUUUACUCACCCUCACGCCAUCCCAGAUGUGACUUCAUUUCUUCUGCUUAACGCAAUAUUUUUAGAAGAACCUCUCAGCUUUGUAGAUCAUCACAAUGCAAGUGAAUGAGUACCAAUUCAAAAGCACAUAUAGGCAGCAUAAAAGUAAUCCAUAAGCCUCUAGUGUUUAAAUAUAUAUAUCUUCAGAAGGGACAUGAUAGGUGUGGGUGAGAAACAGAUCAAAAUGUAUUUCCUUUUUUACUUCAAAUGUUCCCCCCUUUCCAGUAGGUAGAGAUAUGCAUGAAGAAUGUGAAUAGCCAAAAAAAGUGUGAAAUUGAAAGUGGAGGUUUAAACGUUUCUCAUCUACACCAUAUCAUAUCACUUCUGAAGACAUGGAUUUAACCACUGGAGUCGUAUGGAUUACUUUUAUGCUGCAUUAAUGUGCUUUUUUAUUAAACAUUUCUGGCCACCAUUCACUUGCAAUGUAUGGACCUACAGAGCUGAAAUAUUGUAAAAAAAAAAAAAUAAACUUUGUGUUCAACAGUAGAAAGAAAGCCAUACACAUCUGGGAUAGCAUGAGGGUGAGAAAAUGAUGAGAGAAUUUUCAUUUUUGUUUGGACAACUCCUUUAUGAUCUUUAUUUAGUGAUGUACAUGUGCUAGAUAUAGCCAAAUGGGUCAUUUGAAUUUUCUGUCCCUGAAAGCUGCAUUAUUUAAGUUGUUCAUAAUAAAACAAGCACAGCAACAGAUUUAAGCCACUACAUAUAAGGUAAUUAAGUUGAUAUACCAAGCAUUUUUCCCCUGAGGUACACUUUAAGGGAAUAUAUAGCAAAAUAGCCAGUGGUGCCUCCAUGGAGCUUGACAACAACAAAACAAGCUCUUAGAUAAAACCACCAAGUAAGCAUUAAUACAACAGUUUCAACAUGCUUUCCCUUGGAAAAGAGAUUUAUUUUCCCCAUGUGAACAAAAAUUCACUUUACGCACUGUAAACACUUAAUGUAACUUAGGGUGACCAUAUUCAGAUUUUCCAAAAAAAGGAUACCAUGGGUUCAAAACAGUGUUACUAUGAAUGCAAACUUUAAAAAAGUGAAAAAUACGCACCAUUAGAAUAACAUAUAUAAUAUUGCAAACAUGAAUAAAGUGAAAAAUACACUAUUAGCAUAACACACACACACACACACACACACACACAUAUAUAUAUAUAUAUAUAUAUAUGUCCAACAUUAUUUUGAACUAAUAU